This is a messenger RNA of Serendipita indica DSM 11827, 2430 nucleotides long. The record is from the annotation of a GenBank genome assembly. Lineage: Eukaryota; Fungi; Basidiomycota; Agaricomycetes; Sebacinales; Serendipitaceae.
AUGGGCUUUUAUCCAUUCCAUAUUAGUGUGGCGAUCAUUACCUAUGUCGUCCUCGGCGGCUUUACCGUGUUUUUUGGAAUGUUCAGUUUGCUUAUCCGUGAAAAACUCUAUCUCGGAGAGUCAAUAGUAGCAUUCCUGUUCGGUGUCAUCAUUGGCCCAUAUGGCGCGAAUAUAUUUAACCCUCGCCAAUGGGGCGAUGGGAGUCGUGAGGUUGUUCAAUCGAUUACACUCGAGAUUACGAGAGUCGUGCUCGCGGUCGGUGUGUUUGCCAUUGGUGUGGAAUUACCGAGCAAAUACAUGCAAAAGCACUGGAAGAGCCUUGUAUUCCUUCUCUUGCCCAUAAUGAGUAUCGGAUGGGUAAUCUGUGCUGGCCUCAUUUAUGCGCUCAUCCCCCGACUCGAUUUCAUGUCGAGUUUGGCCAUUGCUGCAUGCCUAACCCCAACGGACCCUAUCCUUGCGGCUGCCGUUAUCAACGGUCGGUAUGCGGAAAAGCAUGUCCCGGAACACAUUCGACACCUCUUAUCAGCAGAGAGCGGGUCCAACGAUGGCGCAGCCUUCCCGUUCCUCUUCAUCUCACUCUACGUAAUUCUCGAAGCAGAUGAUCGAGUGGCCGUUGCACACUGGUUCUACAUCACGUGGCUCUACGAGAUUCUCUUAGGAAUAACUAUCGGAGGCUUGAUCGGAUAUGGGUUCCGACACCUCAUGAAGUUCUGCGAAAGUCGCGACCUGAUCGAUAGACACUCCUAUGUCGCCCAGUACAUUUCUCUGGCUCUCCUUUCGAACGGCAUCACCGCACUUCUUGGGUCGGAUGACCUGUUGGCGGCGUUUGCAUCUGGCGUCGCCUUUGCCUGGGACUCCCACUUCAACAAGCAGACGGCAGACUCGGUAUUUUCUGCUGUUAUCGAUCUACUCUUCAACGUGGCCAUUUUCGUCUUUAUCGGUGCUUGGAUGCCGUUCAACAACUUCUCCAAUGAAGACACGUCCAUCACUGUCUGGCGAUUGGUUGUGUUGGCCAUCCUGGUUCUUCUACUCCGACGACUUCCGGUCAUGCUUUUGCUCUACAGGUGGAUCCCAGAUAUCAGAACCUUCCGUGAAGCUCUCUUCAGCGGUCAUUUCGGGCCAAUGGGCGUCGGAGCCAUCUUCAUCGCGACCCUGGCACUUGAGAAGCUCCCACACCCGCAUGAACCUCCAUCUAAUCAGACAGACGUCCUCGCACUGGCCAUGGAACCCAUUAUCGCGUUUAUGGUCAUGUGUUCCAUCCUGACUCAUGGUCUCUCUAUUCCAUUCUUCAAUCUCGGCCGACGAGUUCAAUCGCUGACUAUACCGCGCACAUUGUCCCUGCGAGGACACCACGAACCCGAAUGGGCUGGUCAGACUAUCAAGGUCACCCGCCCCGAAGACAUUGUCGUCAAUCGCGACCAUGAGCCCGCUACAACCACGAUCACCGAAAAGGAAAUGGAAGAAGGACGUGCCGCACUUACAACAUCUAGCUCGGAAGGGACAAGGAAGCCUGAAGAUGGUGAGGUAACUCCGCUCGAGGAAGGUGGCGUCGAAGUCAGAGAAUGGAGAGAAGGCAGGCAUCUCGUCAGGGAAUACCGCCCGAAAGAUCCAGGAGGAGAGGUUCGCGUGGAAGUGAUUCGCGAUGCGUACGCCGACUCUGGAAAUCCAAAUCUCGACGCCAUCAAAGCAACGUUUACGGUCGCUGAAAGCGCGAUCAAGGACGAAGUGAGACGUUAUUUGGGUUCUUUCUCUCAACGCCCAUCGCUCGAUGAUUCAGCUUCGCGUUCUUCCAAGAGAAAGGGACCCGAGAUUGAAGAACAACGUGUUGGGCUCGAACAUGACGAUGAGGCCGACUGGGAAGAUGAACCAUCCAGCGAGGCAGAAGGAGCGGGCAAGAAAAUCAAACGCCCGUCAUCUCCUCGUGGACGUCGUCAUGGAGGGCGAAAUGCGUCUAUUCGUCGUACCGCGCUUGGUGCCGCCCGUAACUCUCGACACGCAAGCGUUGAUGACGAAGCAACAAACACACCAAUUGUCACCGUUCCAUCUUUACCGGGUGGAUCAUCCGGGAUCUUAGUCCGCACCGGUACAGAGUUGACGAGGACCGAUUCGAGGCACUCUAGUCCUUCUACGCCUAAUCAACCUCAGCCACGCUACGGAAGCACUGCUAUUGACUUUAUCCGUACCGACUCUAUCUCGUCUGUCCGCUCGGGCAAUGGUGGAGAUAGGGUAGCGAGACUGAGGCUCAGAGAGGGCGGGGCCGAUACACCAAACGUGAGGAGCAGAGAUUCGUCACCGUCACGUGGUGUACGCUUUGAGCUGUCACAACCGCCCUCUCAACCUAGCUUGCCACACCCACAUGCUCGUGAACAACAACAGGAGCCGGAUCCAAACCCACAAAGGGCGAGCGCUUUGAAACCUCUUAGACGAUGA